AAGAAAAAGGAAAAAACUAAGGCAAGAAGACAGCGUCAUGAAGAAGAUAAAGACUGUGUCAGUGUAGUUUCUUCUCAAAUAAGCUUUCCGCCUGUGUUUUUGUGUUUUUAAAAGCAAAGCCAAUGCCUUUUGAAACCUUCAACUUUUCAGGUAUUGAGAGAGUAGUGAGUUUGUUUGAAGAAGAUCCAAAACUGAAAAUGUUUGGGAGAAAUGGCGAAGAAGAAGGUCAAGGCCCAAGCUCUGUUGUAACAGUAUCCACGCCUCCACAAUCACUUCCCAGCCCAACCCUGUCUGAUAGAAAGCUCAAAGACAAAUGCUUUAGGUGCGGAAUGAAGGGUCACUGGGCAAAAGAUUGCCCUUUUGCUAACCCAACGAGAAACGCCUCUUCUCUGCCGGACGUCCAUCACUUCCCUGUUCUGCGUUGCCCUUGCGGCGUCGCUUGCACCCUUCGUGUUUCCGGUAGUGAGUCCCAUUAUGGCAGAAGAUAUUAUGCUCGCAACUGCAACUGCGGGAAUGGGCCGGGAAAGAAUUUUUACAAGUGGUGCGAGGAUGUCAAGGCACCUUUGUGCAAGUGCGGCGCCGGAGCCUGCACUAUCAGCUUCCACAAAGACACUCAUGGCAACUAUGUUAAAUACUAUACUUGCCGUAUCAGAACGGGACAUGGAUCUUGUGGUUUCUUGAUGUUCGACAGUCCUCCAAAUUCAUGGCCAAGGUCUGGACGACCAAUAUCGAGUCCACAGCACGGUGAGCCACCAGAUAUGAUGAGUCACGAGGAUGAAUGUUCCAUACCCUGUUUCUCUAACACAAACAUCCUUGUUCAUGAAGCCGAGACAAGUGAUUUUGUUGUAGGGAAAGGGAACCGUGUUUCCCGUCUAAUGUCUUGGUCUGAUGUCCAUUCCCGUCAAAUAGAGUUCCAGAAUCAGAUAUUUGCUGCUGGGAAUUUACGAAAUGGAUUUUUGAUGACAGGUAAAACUCGUCAAAUUAUGGGCCUUCGUGUCCAUGGUUGGGUUGGAAGGCUUGCUUUUCCUCCUCCUCGGAUCUUAGCAAAUCUUCCUCUUGGGCAUUUCUUUUGCUUUUCUCAAUAUGCGGAUAUCUCUAUUCAUGGAAGUUCAAGUAUAAUGCCUUGCACUUCUUCAAAUGGUGAAGUUGAUGAAGAAUCACAAAAUGCACUAAGGAAUGAUACUCAACUGUUGGCUGUUCCUUCGGGGACUUCAAUCCGGAAAAGAUCAUUCACUGCUAUGCAAGGUGUAGCAAAUAUGAUGAUGAAAGGAGUAGGAAAGAAUCUGCAGAAAGACUGCAGUCUUUUGCUGUCAAUGGAGGCAGCAAAAGAUGGUUUGGCUUUUGCUUCGCACGUGACGAAAUCUAUUCAGUAUAUAUCAAGAGUUACAGGAAUGGAGUUGAACUGCAAUCAGCAGGAGCCAACCAUCCAAAAAAAUAUCGAAGAAGCCAGUAGCGAUUAUCUUCAAUGGGUCCGUCAAGUGGCUUCUCAUUUUGAGGAAAUGCUCCAUCAAAUUGGGGAACUUGAAACUUUCCUUGUAAAUAUUACCAAGGAUUUGGGGCAAUCAAAGAGAAGUAUGCUUGCUGCAUAUCAACAACUCACAAAUGCUUUGAAACUUCCACAGGAGGAAGUAGAGCAACGCAUGGCGGGGACAGCAUUAGAUGAGACAUGCUCCAGUACAAGUGAAAUAUGUAGAGUAGAAGGCAGGAAGAGACAGAAGAUAGCACUUCUAAGUGAAUCAAAGUGAGGUGUGAGAGCCUCUUUAGAUUAGAGGACACCAGAUGUAUAUGUUUUCAUUAAUGUAUUCUUAUCCUGCCAUUGUAUUUUGUUAUCCUUGACUUUCUAACUCUGUUUGUUUGUCAGUAAAAUAUUUUCCGGAAAAUAAUUUCUAGAAAAUUAUUUA
Molecule: messenger RNA, 1901 nt
Organism: Gossypium raimondii (Peruvian cotton)
Lineage: Eukaryota; Viridiplantae; Streptophyta; Magnoliopsida; Malvales; Malvaceae
Exons: 5
Coding region: 123-1745 (540 amino acids)
Molecular function (GO): zinc ion binding; nucleic acid binding
Source: RefSeq, a predicted model, not a curated record